Messenger RNA from Anopheles moucheti, 1713 nucleotides. RefSeq names its product epidermal growth factor-like protein 7 (gene slow). The record is from RefSeq and is a predicted model, not a curated record. Gene Ontology annotation, molecular function: calcium ion binding. The transcript has 8 exons. The coding region runs from base 436 to 1635 and encodes 399 amino acids. NCBI's taxonomy places the organism in Eukaryota, Metazoa, Arthropoda, Insecta, Diptera, Culicidae.
UCGUAGCUAAUCGGGUGGAAUUGUGCUUAGGUUGAAGUUUUGUGCCCCUUUCGCGAUUGUGAUACACGAUUGCGAAUAAAGCGUGGAACAAGGCAGUAAGAAAAUCGAACCAUCCGUGCGCGGGUCAACCAGGUGCAACGAUAGCCCUUUCCUGUAUGCUCUUAGUACUUAGCGCGCCCGGGUCUCUAAUUGUGUGCGAAAGAUUCGAGCGGCGCUGGAAAUAAUUGCGCACAUUUGUCCGUGCCCGUUCGUGCCACCACAUUCUUCCACUGCUGAUCUCGUAAUCCGACACGCACGCAACUGUUCCCUCAGCAGAGUUCGAAAACAACAGCGCAAUAAUAAAUAAAAAAAGCGAAAGCAACAAAGACAGCCCAGAAGGCGAAAGGUAUAAGUGCACGAUAGUGUAGUAGUCAUAAUCAUAGGUGGCCGUUAACGAUGGGCAGGAAAUUGGCGCACCAUCUGGUGCUGGUAGGUGCAUUGCUAGUGCUAGCUGUCGAAAGUUUCUCGCGGGCAUUGCAAGAAGCCGAUGAUUAUACCGCUCAGCAUCACCAUCUGAGAAGUCAGCAUCAGCGCCAGCAUCAGCACCAGCAGCAGAAUCUCCCGCACCACCACAACAACAACCAUCACCACCACACCCACAGGCAACGGUCGGAGCAAAGUAGAAGCCGGAACCAGACGUCCUUAAGCUACUCGCUAAUAAGUGGCCCCGGGUACGGUGGUAAUGGCGCUGGCACCGAUUAUCGGCCACCGUACCAGGGAACGGUGCAACAGCACUGGGCACAUGGUCAGCCCCAAGGUGGACAUCGGGAGACUCCACCCCAGCAUCGGCGCCAUCACCGUGGUCAGUCGCCGCCUCAGCAGCAACCGGGUGCGAAUGGUUGGCGUAGGACAUCCCGGAAUGGUAGCGCACCCGCGAUACGUCCGGUCAACCGGAUGCUAACGCGAAGUGGUACGACCCUGUCCGGAGGAUCGCGCCACAGUAACUCAUCGUGCAACAGAAACGUGUGCAUCGUUUACAUCCAUCCGAAGUCGGUGAUAAAGUCGUACCCCAACGAACGCUGCACGGAUCCGUCCAACUGUUCCGGGCAUCGGACGUACUUGGUGCCGGUUACAAAGCGGGCCUGUUGCCCUGGCUGGGACACAACAACAACCGUCGCCGAUGGGUGUUUUAAGCCUGUCUGUCAAACACCUUGCCGAAAUGGAGGUCGAUGUACUGCACCGGAUCGCUGCACCUGUUCGGCGGGAUAUACCGGCAAGUAUUGCGAGCUGGACGUGAACGAGUGUAAAGAGCACAAACCGUGCGAUCAGACGUGCUACAAUACCGAAGGCUCGUACUACUGUACGUGCCGCGAAGGGUUUAUGCUGCAGAGCGAUCGGCAAAGUUGCAAACAGAUCGUGGAAACGAACGACCUCGCUACAGAAGCGCGCGAUAUGGAGAAUGAUCUGAACGUCGACUACGACAGUCUGGAUAUUCGAUUAAGGAAGUUGGAACAGAUGGCUUCCCGUGACGAUAGACAGGAGCUUAACAAAAAGAUUCAGUACGCGAUGGAUGCUGUGUCGGUGCUAAAGUCACAGGUGUCACGAUUGAGCCAACGAAUAUUUCCCUCGGUAAAUUACGGUAACCGGGUACACUGAGGUAGCAGACGCGCGACUCUAUCGGGACAAAUAGAGCAUUUUCUCAUACGACGCAAUGGUUGGCUGUCUAGUAGCAGC